Psammomys obesus (fat sand rat) is the source of this 2269-nucleotide messenger RNA. It is a transcript of the gene Hbegf, whose product is annotated as heparin binding EGF like growth factor. Lineage: Eukaryota; Metazoa; Chordata; Mammalia; Rodentia; Muridae. Gene Ontology annotation, molecular function: heparin binding. The transcript is spliced from 6 exons. Gene Ontology annotation, biological process: positive regulation of mitotic nuclear division; positive regulation of cell population proliferation; epidermal growth factor receptor signaling pathway. The record is from RefSeq and is a predicted model, not a curated record. Bases 235 to 861 code for a protein of 208 amino acids.
GCGAGCGGCUGGUCGGCCUGACGGACGGUCAAGGGCUGGAGUGGGCGCGCGGACGGACCGCGAACAGACGGACGCGCCUCGGCCGCAAGGUUCCCAGGCAGGAUCUUCCCGAGAGGCGGGCAGCGCCCGGUGGAAUCUCGCUGCCCCUCGCUGCCUGGCCCCCGAGUGCAAGCGUCCAGCGGCCGCCGCAUCCAAAGUGAUCGCUGCCUCUCCUUCCCCGCCAGGCUCGGGACCAUGAAGCCGCUGCCGUCGGUGGCGCUGAAGCUCUUUCUGGCCGCAGUGUUGUCCGCGUUGGUGACCGGUGAGAGUCUGGAGCGGCUUCGGAGAGGUCUGGCGGCAGCAACCAGCAACCCUGACCCUCCUACUGGAUCCACACACCAGCUGUUACCCACGGGAGGCGAUCGCGCUCAGGAAGUCCAGGACUUGGAUAAGACAGACCUGGACAUUUUCAGAGUUGAUUUCUCCUCCAAGCCACAAGCGCUAGCCACGCCAAGCAAAGAAAAGAAUGGGAGAAAAAAGAAGAAAGGCAAGGGAUUAGGAAAGAAGAGAGACCCGUGUCUUAAGAAAUACAAGGACUUCUGCAUCCAUGGGGAAUGUCGGUACCUGAAGGAUCUCCGGACUCCCUCAUGCCACUGCCACCCUGGUUACCAUGGAGCGAGGUGUCAUGGGCUGACCCUACCGGUGGAGAAUCCCCUAUAUACAUAUGACCACACUACAGUUUUGGCUGUGGUGGCUGUAGUGUUGUCCUCUGUCUGUCUGCUUGUCAUAGUGGGACUUCUCAUGUUUAGGUACCAUAGGCGAGGAGGUUAUGAUGUGGAAAAUGAAGAAAAGGUGAAGCUGGGAAUGGCGACUUCCCACUGAGGAGGACCUGCACGCAAGAAACCUUCAGGGGAUGGCUACCUCUGAGACAGUGGCUCAUUACAAGAUCUACAGAGGGACAGUACUUCAAAGGCAGCCAUGAAGACCUGCUUCUUCAUUCCCAGUUGCUACCCUGACUGGGCCUCCGUAAUCGCUCUGCAAAAAUAUCAGAGCCUCCAAGUGCCAAACAGACUAUGCCCACUGGGAUCCGGAUCAGAAGGAAGCAGAGGCGAGAGGGCCAUUCAGGUCUUUCUGAUUCUCCUCCACUGACCCCACUGGCUUGUUGAAACACUUAGCUUCUGGAUUGAAGUGCCAGCUAGUUUUCAUGUGCUCCAGGGUUUCUGACUGAAAAAAAAAAAAAAAAAAAUGAGAGGAAUGAUGAGCGAUUUAUGGACUGGGAGAGAGCGACAGAGUUGGAAGCCAUGUGGCCAAGUAGCCACAAGGGAUCUGCUGUUUGGACCCUCCAGCACGCUGGAUUUGAUGAGCUAACUGUGAAAUACCACAAGCCCAAGAACUCUGAAUUUUGGGACUUCUACCCAGAGAGGAAACAUAACAACUUUUUUUUUUUUUUUUUUUUUUUUGUUAUUUGUUUGUAAAAUGCCUCUUAAAUUAUAUAUUUAUUUUAUCCUAUGUAUGUUAAUUUAUUUAGUUUUUAACAAUCUAACAAUAAUAUUUCAAGUGCCUAGACUGUUACUUUGGCCAUAUUCUGGCCCACCUCUUUGCAGCUCUACAGCCUGGCUCAGCACCACGCUGCCGUUUGCUCUAUAGCCCAUCUAUAGUAAUUUAUUGUCUGUCUACAUUUCAGAAGCUAUCCCAGGAGCAGAGUAUCCCAGCGGGGGUUGUGUAUGGUCAGAAUGCAGGGAUUGAUUUGGGUAGAGCCACUCCAUGAGUUGGACUGCAGUCUUGCCUAAGUGAUUUUUGUCUACUGUUUGUGUUUCGAAAGCCCAAGGUGCUGAUGUCGAUGUGUAAUAGAUAUUGGUGUUUGCCUGAGUCCUCUCCCUUUCAAAUCUCAAAAGAGGUUGGGUGUCCAUGCCUGCAGUUUACUGGUCCCUUGUCCUCCAUCACCCUGUCCCACUCUCCCUUGUGUCAAGAUGUCUCCCUUACUCCUGCCAUUCUUCUGGUGCUACUCCAUGCAGGGGCUGGUAAAGCAGAGGACAGUUUGGAGAAGGUAUUAGUGAAGAAAAAGGCUGAGGAGGGACAGGGAAUGUUGGAGUCGACUAUCUCGGUAGUUGAUUACCUAUCGGUUACUACAGAGAAAGUUGGCGGUGGGGAAGGUUUUGGGUAAGCAAACUGUGUCUGCUGUCACAGUCCCCGUGGAAGUUUCCGGUGCCAUUUCUGAACUGUUACAACCUAUAUUUCCAAAACCUGGUUCAUAUUUAUACUUUGUGAUCCAAAUAAAGAUAACCCUUAC